CGCAGUUCUCGGUUUGGCUUUGCUGCUCCCGGAGGCCGCAAGUGUCUCCGCUGCAACCUGUGUGGCGCUGUUCCCUGCACUGGCCGCGGGAUCCGUAGGAAGGACGCCGAGACACCCCGGGAGCCGGGAAAUGGACUCAGUGGCCUUUGAGGAAGUGGCCGUGAGCUUCACACAGGAGGAGUGGGCUUUGCUGGAGCCUUCCCAGAAGAAUCUCUACAGAGAUGUGAUGCGGGAAACCAUCAGGAACCUGUCCUCUAUAGGAAAAAAAUGGAAAGACCAGAACAUUGAAGAUCACUACAAACACCAAGGGAGAAAUCUAAGAAGUCAUACGGUGGAGAGACUGUGUCAAAGUAAAGAAGGUAGUCAGUGUGGAGGAAUUUUUAGCCAGAUUCCAAAUCAUAAUCUGAGCAAGAAAACUCCUAGAGUAAAACCAUGUGAAAGCAGUGUGUGUGGAGAAGUAGGCAUGGGUCAGUCAUCCCUUAAUAGGCACAUCAGAGAUCACCCUGAACAUGAACCAAAUGAAUAUCAGAAAUAUGGAGAGAAGCCACAUACGCGUGACCAAUGUUGCAAAGCCUUCAGCUCCCACCACUCCUUUCGAACACCUGAAAUUAUUCACAAUGGAGAGAAACCCUAUGAUUGUAAGGAAUGUGGGAAAACUUUCUUUUCUCUCAAAAGAAUUAGAAGACACAUGAUAACUCACAGUGGAUAUAUACCAUAUAAAUGUAAAGUGUGUGGGAAAGCCUUUGAUUAUCCCAGUAGAUUUCGAACACAUGAACGAAGUCACACUGGAGAGAAACCCUAUGAAUGUAAGGAAUGUGGGAAAGCCUUCACUUGUGUCACAAGUGUUCGAAGACACAUGGUAAAGCAUACUGGAGAUGGACCUUAUAAAUGUAAGGUGUGUGGGAAACCUUUUCAUUCUCUGAGUUCAUUUCAAGUACAUGAAAGAACCCACACUGGAGAGAAACCCUAUAAAUGUAAGCAAUGUAAUAAAGCUUUUGUUUCUUCCCCAUCUUUACGAAUACAUGAAAGAACUCAUACUGGAGAGAAACCUUAUGCAUGUAAGCAGUGUGGGAAAGCCUUCAGUUAUCUCCCCUCUCUUCGAUUACAUGAAAGGAUUCACACUGGAGAGAAACCUUUUGAAUGCAAACAGUGUGGUAAAGCCUUUAGAUCUAUCAGUACCUUUCGAAUACAUGAAAGGACUCACACUGGAGAAAAACCCUAUGAAUGUAAGGAAUGUGGAGAAGCCUUCAGUUGUAUCCCAAGUUUUCGAAGACACAUGAUAAAGCACACUGGAGAGGGACCUUAUAAAUGUAAGGUAUGUGGGAAACCAUUUCAUUCUGUGAGUCCAUUUCGAAUACACGAAAGAAGUCACACUGGAGAGAAACCCUAUGAAUGUAAACAUUGUGGUAAAGCUUUUGUUUCAUCCACGUCUAUCCGAAUACAUGAAAGAAUUCACACUGGAGAGAAACCCUAUCAAUGUCAGGAGUGUGGGAAAGCCUUCAGUUAUCUAAAUUCCUUCAGAACACAUGAAAUGAUUCACACUGGUGAGAAGCCCUUUGAAUGUAAACAGUGUGGUAAAGCCUUUAGAUCUUCCAGUUCCUUUCGAAUGCAUGAAAGAACUCAUACUAGACAGAAACCCUAUGAAUGUAAGGAAUGUGGAAAAGGCUACUUUUGCCGUGCAAGCUUUCAAAAACAUAUGAUGGCACACUGGAGGUGGACCUUAUAAAUAUAUGUGGGAAAUUUGAUGUUCCAAAUUCAUUGCAAAUACAUGAAAGUACUCACACUAAAGAGAAAAUACUUUUUGAAUGUAAGCAAUGUGGGAAAGCAUUAAAUUGUGUCAGUGCCUUUUUAAUAUAUGGAAAAAAAUCAUACUGGAAAGAAGCCAUUUAAAUGUAAUUAGUGUGGGAAAGCCUUCAGUUAUCACCACUGCUUUUGAAUAUAUGCGAGCACUUACUGGAGGAGAGAAACCAUAUAAAUGUAAACAAUGUGGGAAAUCUCUUAGCUCCUUUUAAUUUUGAAUACAAGGAAGAAGUCGACUGGAGAGAAAACCUAUGAAUAUAAAGACUAUGGGAAAAUAUACUACUGUUGCAGUUACCUUCAAAGACAUAAAGAGCUCACGCUGGGAAAGAAACCCUGAGUGUACAACAUGUGGUAAAAUCUUCACUAGCUUCACUUACUAUCCAACACGUGAAAGAACUCACACUAGAGAGAAACACUAUAAAUAUAAGAAAUGUAGUAAAAGCUUCAGUUUUAGUUCCUUUCAAGUACAUGAAAGAACUCAUCAUGGAGAAAAACCAAAUACUUUUCAAAGGAACCCAUAUUUGAGAGAAAUCCUAUGUAAAGAACGUGGGAAAGGUUUUAUCAUCACACAGUCUUUCUAGCACAUAUAAGACUGCAUAGUGGAGAGAACCCCUGUAAAUGUAAGGAGUGUGGGAAAGUCUUUAGUCAUUUUAGCUCAAUUUGAAGCCAUGAAAGAACACAUAGAAGAGAAAAAGCUCUUGAAUAUAAGCAACGUCCCUAGGUCUUUAGUGGGCCCACAUGCUUACAACAAUAUGUAAAAAUACACACUGGAUCAAAACCCUCUAAAUGUGAAAAAUGCAGGAAGGUUUUCAAUUUUAACAAUACUUUCAAUGUCAUUUGAAAACGCCUAAUGUAGCAAAAUCUUAUAAUAUGAAAAGCCUCAUGCACACCAAUUCAUUUAUAAUGCUCCAGAAAUUAUACAACCUUAAAGAAAUAUAGAAGUAAUAGAUGGUGUUCAUUAGUGGCUCAUACUUAAAAUAGUUCUGGACUAUGGAUAUUUAAUUCUUACUCUCACAAAGAAACAUUGAGUUGAUAUAAUUCUGUAAGUAAUCUUAAAGCAUUGUGCAUGAGUUUAAUAGGAAGUGUUGUUUUAGGUCAGUUAAUACAAUUUUUGUCUUUCCAUUUUGAAGUGUGUAAUCCGUGUGUGAAUUUAAAUGUUAUUUCUGAUAUUCAGGUACGCUGAAUUUUUAUAUGGUUGUUUAAUUGUUCUGUGAUUGAGAGCUGUUGAAAAAAUAAGUCUUUGUUAAUAAAUGUUGGCAUACACCUACUGGCCUCAUUUAGCAAGUUUAUGAUUUUCUUACCUAUUAUAUACCAUUUUUAUGGGAACAACCAUUUUUUUUCCCGUGGCACAAAGAAGUUAAUUCCACUUUCCUUCCUAAUAAAGAGCUGGCUCCUAUUUGUAUGUACGAAAGCUUAUCAUAGACUAUAUUCUCAUGAAAAGUAUUAUUUUCAUCUGUUACCAUUUACUCUUUGUAAUUUAUUCUGGCUGUUAUUUAUAUACUUGAUUUUGGGAUAAGGAGCGAGCUGUGAUAGGACAAUAAAAUCUAAAAUGGGGGAUGCCA
This is a messenger RNA of Lemur catta (Ring-tailed lemur), 3362 nucleotides long. RefSeq names its product zinc finger protein 136. NCBI's taxonomy places the organism in Eukaryota, Metazoa, Chordata, Mammalia, Primates, Lemuridae. Gene Ontology annotation, cellular component: nucleus. The transcript has 4 exons. Gene Ontology annotation, molecular function: RNA polymerase II transcription regulatory region sequence-specific DNA binding; DNA-binding transcription factor activity, RNA polymerase II-specific. The coding region runs from base 131 to 1726 and encodes 531 amino acids. The record is from RefSeq and is a predicted model, not a curated record. Gene Ontology annotation, biological process: regulation of transcription by RNA polymerase II.